Messenger RNA from Symbiodinium necroappetens, 1400 nucleotides. Lineage: Eukaryota; Dinophyceae; Suessiales; Symbiodiniaceae. The record is from the annotation of a GenBank genome assembly.
AUGUCCAUCUACAGGCAACGGUGCAAGACAUGGAAGCUGGGAGCAGGCAGCCACAAGAGCCCAGCUUCUGCCCACGAACGCGUGGUGUGGCUGAGUGAGCGGAAAACCCCUACUUGGGGGGUUGGCUGCAGUCUGUGUGCCGCCCUCAUGGUCAGGUCGAAGAUGUUCGAUGCCCAGCAGAAGCAGAAUUCGCGAAGAACUUUCACCAAGUGGGCCAAGUAUGGUAUUGUGUCCGCCCGAUCAAUGCAGUCCUGUGCCAUACGCAAGCAUGCAGAGAGUGCCGUGCACCAAGCCGCUUUCAGAUUUUAUUUUAUGCCUGCUUCUUUGGAGACACUGCCAGUAAACAGGGAUGCUGACCUGGCAUUACUGCGAGGUUCGGUGCCGCAGCCAUCGGACUGGUUGCAAGCACUCGCCGCUGCCAAGGAGUCCCUCAGCAGCCGAACAGCGAUGCGGCUCUCCUUGACGGACCAGUUUGUGCAUAGCACCCGUGCAUGCAUAUCUGCAAUCACAGAUCGUGCGGUGGCGCAAAUGCACACUAUUCUUCAGGAGACAAUUCGCGGUCGAAAACGCAAGUUGCUGGCCGAGGCCUCGUCCAUCAGUCUGACAGUGGACGACAAGUCACCGUUCCGGCUAGUUCGCUUCAAAGCGGCCAGUGGCAAGGGCGAGGUCAGCUCGGGCAUUUUGUGUCUCAUAAAGCCUUCUAAGAUGCUGGAAGACGACCCAGAGGCCUGGGACAAUGACAAGUCCCAGCUAGCAGCUGACAGCAUAGCGGCUGGAAUCAAGGAAUUCUGUACGAGGUUGCACAGCGAUACCUUGGACGCAGAGCUGUACUCCCACAUCCUCUGCAGCAUUCAUUCGUUCAGUGCCGAUGGCGCUAGCUAUGCCCAGAAGGUCGGGAAACUCUUGAGAAGGAGGCACUGCCGCAAUAUUGCUGUUAUCUGGAGGGAUAGUUCCCAUAUGUUGCGUCUGGCAGCACAAAACCCGCUCGACGGCCUCACGGUCUACAGUAACGCCUACGAAGCACUCUUUGGCUGCAAAGGCCCCCUGCCUAUGUUGCAGCACUCCCAUGAAUGGAGAUCCAAGCUCGCAUCGCUCUCACGAAGGAUGCUACAGGACGAGCUGCUAGGCGGCGUUCUGAAACAUGGCUUGAAACACUUUUCAUGGGCCCAGCAACGCUGGGAAAGCAGCUCGGUGCCGCACAGACGGUUUUGCUUCCUCGUCCAGCCGAUCGCUUUGCUGCUUGCCAUGGUUGCAGGCGAUGUGAGGAUCAUAGCAGAGUUUCGGAACCGCUUGCGGAAGCUUUUUCUGGAGUGCCGUAUCCUGGAAGACAUCGACGACAGCGAGGGAGUGGAUGACACCAUGCAAUCUUGCGUCGCUUUGGUCACCCGCAAUGCAAUGAG